Molecule: messenger RNA, 3914 nt
Organism: Argentina anserina (silverweed cinquefoil)
Lineage: Eukaryota; Viridiplantae; Streptophyta; Magnoliopsida; Rosales; Rosaceae
Product: receptor-like protein 33
Exons: 1
Coding region: 216-3428 (1070 amino acids)
Molecular function (GO): protein binding
Source: RefSeq, a predicted model, not a curated record
AAUAUGAAUAAAAUAAAAUAAAUGAGUAUGAAUAUUUGAAUGGAGAGGAGACUAAGACAGUCACAACUGACAACCAAGUCUUACGAUCCAACGUCUAUUAUUGGUUUAUGUAAUAGAAUAGAGAGGAGAAGACUUAGAAAACAUUGUUAUAUUUCCUGGAAGUUACCUAUGGAUAAGGAGGAGAUGAGUUGAAAGUGAAGCCAAGCACAUAUAUUAUGGAGGAAUGUUUCAAUUGCUACCAUUAUCCUAUAUACCACUUUCCUGUAGUGCAUUUGUCCAUCGCAAGAUUUGUUGUAAGAAUGACAACCCUGUUCCUCCAUUUCUUCCUAUUCUUGAUCGCUACCUGUGUUACUAACAUCAUCCCUGCUGUUCACAGCAAGUGUAUUGAAUCCCAGAAACAAUCAUUGCUCAAUUUCAAGAAAAGUCUUGUAUUUGAUUCUUCUUCUUCUUCCUCCAAGCUCAUAACUUGGAAUUCCAGCACCGAAUGCUGUUCUUGGCUUGGAGUAACUUGCAGCACUGAUGGGAGUGUUGUUGGACUUGACAUCAGCAGCGAGUCCAUCACAUGCAACAUUGACGAUUCCAGCAGCCUAUUCCAACUUCAACAUCUUCAGAGCCUCAAUUUAGCCUAUAACGACUUCAAUGGCUCCUCAAUUCCAUCUGCAAUUGGAAAGCUUGCAAAUUUGAGGUAUCUAAAUCUAACCUAUGCCUUCUAUUCUGGGCAAAUUCCCAUUGAGGUUGCAAGCUUGACAAGGUUAGAGGUUCUUGAUAUCUCUAGAAAUUACCUGAAUGGGGAGCUAAAACUUGAGAACCCGAAUUUAGGCAAGCUAAUUCAGAACCUUACAGAGCUUACAGAGUUGAACCUUGAUUAUUUAAACCUAUCAGCUGAGGGAUCACUGUGGAGCCAAACCAUAUCAUCUUCACUUCCAAAGCUGAGGGUGUUAACCUUGUCCCAUUGUGAUCUUUCAGGCCCUAUUCAUGAAUCAUUUUCCGGACUUCAUUCUCUAUCCAGAUUAUUAUUGGAUUUCAACUACAUCUCUGCUCCAGUUCCCAAAUUCUUUGCCAAUUUUUCAAGUUUGGUUUCCUUGAGUCUCUCUAAUUGUGACUUGCAUGGAGCAUUUCCUGAAGAGAUAUUCCAGGUACCUACACUACAGUCUGUUGACUUAUCAACUAAUUCAGAGCUACAGGGCUCCUUGCCGGAGUUUCUCAAGAAUGGAUCUCUCGAAUCCCUAGUCCUAACGGGGACUAAAUUUUCAGGAGUCUUGCCGGACUCUAUUGGCAACCUUAAAAAGCUGUCCAGAUUAGAUCUGUCAAGUUCCAAUUUCACAGGAGCAGUUCCAAAGUCACUGGGAAACCUAACACAAUUGGAGAUUUUAGUCCUGUCAUCCAACAAAUUUUCUAGUCCAAUCAAUUCUAUUCAAUGGGACAAACUCACCAAGCUUGAGCUUCUUGACUUAUCCAACAAUCUACUCUAUGGGAGCAUUCCGUUGUCUCCCUUUUCCAUUCCCUUGCUGCAGAGGUUAGUACUUUCUGGAAAUAACUUCUCUGGUCAGUUGCUUGAAUUCAAUAAUGUCUCUUCGUACUUGUUGUACGAACUUGAUUUGAGUAGCAACAAUUUAGAAGGAUCAAUACCUGUGUCUAUCUUUAACAUUCCAAAGCUUCAAGAGCUUCGUCUAUCUUCAAACAACUUGACUGGUUUCCCUUUUGAUGGCCUUCAGAACUCAAAAAAUCUUUCAUUUCUGGAUCUAUCCCAUAAUAGCUUGUUGUACAAUCAUAAUGGUACCGACUCAUCACACCCCUCCCUCCUUCAGAUCAACACCUUGAUGUUGGCUUCGAACAAGUUGAAAACAUUCCCAAGUUUCUUGAAAUAUCAAUCAAGUUUAGCCUACUUGGACCUUUCAGACAACCAGAUUCCAGGUCAGAUACCCAAUUGGAUUUGGGGGCUUCCUCUAAAUACUCUAGAUCUCUGUUGCAACAAGUUGGUAAGUCUAGAAGCUCCUUUACUUGGCUCUACCUACAAUGUCUUGAAUAUCGAUCUUCACUUAAACCAACUUCAAGGACAAAUCCCAUUGUUUGUAAGUGGCAAUUAUUUGGAUUACUCAAAAAAUAACUUCAGCUCUAGUAUACCAAUUGACAUUGGUGAUUUCAUUUCUUCCACGGCCUACCUUUCCCUUUCAAGCAAUAACUUGGAGGGGGGAAUUCCAGAAUCAAUAUGCAAUGCAAGUGGUCUAGUUCUUGAUCUCUCCAAUAACUCUUUGAGUGGAAUCAUUCCCAAAUGCUUGACUCAGAUAUCUUCACUCUCUGUCCUUGAUUUGAGGAGAAACAACCUUACUGGAUCUAUCUCCGACACUUUUCUUGAAGGUUGUAAUUUGAAAACUCUAGCACUGAGCAGAAAUCACAUAACAGGUCAGUUUCCAAAAUCUCUAGCCAAUUGUUCAAGCUUAGAGGUUUUAGACCUUGGACUCAAUCAAAUUAUAGGCACCUUUCCCUGCACAUUGAAGAACAUAUCCACCUUGCGUGUACUUAUGUUGCGAUCCAACAACUUUUAUGGACCCAUUGGGUGUCGUGAGACCAAUGGCACCUGGCCGAAGCUUCAAAUCAUAGACUUGGCUCAUAACAGUUUCAAUGGUGAAAUAAAAGGUUCAUCGUUGACAACAUGGCAGGCAAUGAUGGUCAAUGAAGAUGAUUAUCCAAUCGACCUUGGAUUUUCAUAUGCAGCAGGUAGUAGAAGUGGGUUGUUUAUUGAUUAUGGGGAUGCAAUAACAACUACAAGCAAAGGUCAAGAGAUGGACCUUGUAAAGAUUUUAACCAUCUUCACUUCGAUUGACUUCUCUGCUAACAAGUUCAAUGGAACAAUACCCAAGGAAAUAGGCCAACUGAGAUCAUUGUAUGUCCUCAAUCUGUCAAGUAAUGCUUUCACAGGUGAAAUCCCAUCAACCUUUGGUAACAUGAGAGCCAUCGAGUCCUUAGACCUCUCACAAAACCACCUGAGCGGCCAAAUUCCACUACAGCUUGCCAAUCUCACUUUCCUUUCGUACCUGAAUGUCUCAAAUAAUCAACUGUCAGGAAGGAUCCCAACCAGCACUCAGUUUUCGACAUUUUCAAAUACCUCCUUCCAGGGUAACAAGGGAUUAUGGGGGCCUCCUCUCACAGCAGAUACACCAGCCCUAUUGCCAGCACCUACGUUAAAUGAAAGCUCAAGCAAUCCAAAUUCUAAAGAUGAUAUUGGUUGGGAUUUUAUCAGUGCUGAAAUCGGAUUUACAGUUGGGUUUGGAAUCGCCGUCGGGUCACUUCUGUUUUGCAAGAGAUGGAGGGAAUGCUAUUACAGAGCUAUGUGUAGCACCCUGUUCAAGAUAUUCCCUCAGCUGAAACGAAGAUUCGGCAAUAAAACAAGGCAUGUCUACGAAAUUCAGAGGUACGGAAGACGCUGAAAUGGUUAGGCAGACAAGCAUGCAGCUCAACUCCAUGUUUCUGUGGACUCCAUUGGCAUGUUUUCUCUGUAUUUUUAUCACAUUUCACUCAAACUGUAACUCAACUAGAAUCGAAUCAGACUCUCAAAAUAGACAUUAACAUGCAACAAACAGGUGUUUACUCAAAUGAUAUCAGAAGGAAAGAAGAGUACCUUAAUCAAUGAAGAUUUGGUGAAGCAAAUCGAGCUGCGCAUUUACCGGCCAGCCGAACGGCAGGUCCUCAGAUGGUCUCCCCUGCCAUCACCAAAUAUAGCUCCGACUUCGUGUUUUUUCCGGGAAUGGUCUGUCACCAUAGCUUAAUGGGCGGGUCGGGUCGGGUCGGGCGCUCGCCCUUAGAAAAAUAUAUAUGUAGAAUGAACCAGGAACUGGGUUCGUUUCAAUUGUGAGAAAUAUUAAUAACAUUAUUUAAACAGAAAAUGUACCAAACAUGAAAAGUAUGUAUAAUUU